CGAGCAGCGCCGGCCGGCCGGCCCGAGUGCAGCGCAGCCGCCGCGGAGCGAGGAGUGCGGGGAGCCGGCCAUGGGCAAGUCAGCUUCGAAACAGUUUAAUGAGGAGGUGCUGAAGGCUCACAAUGAGUACCGGCAGCAGCACGGCGUCCCCCCGCUGAAACUCUGCAAGAAGCUCAACCGCGAGGCUCAGCAGUACUCCGAGGCCCUGGCCAGCACGCGAAUCCUCAAGCACAGCCCAGAAUCCAGCCGUGGCCAAUGUGGGGAGAACCUCGCUUGGGCAUCCUACGAUCAGACAGGAAAGGAGGUGGCCGACAGGUGGUACAGCGAGAUCAAGAACUACAACUUCCAGCAGCCGGGCUUCACCUCAGGGACAGGACACUUCACCGCCAUGGUAUGGAAGAAUACGAAGAAGAUGGGCGUGGGGAAGGCAUCAGCGAGUGACGGCUCCUCCUUCGUGGUGGCCAGAUACUUCCCAGCCGGGAAUGUUGUCAACCAGGGCUUCUUCGAGGAAAACGUCCUGCCUCCGAAGAAAUAACAGGUGCAGCGUGACCGGAAGGUGUGAGACCUGAGCCUGUGGAUAUGAAGUGCCUCCAACGCCAAAACCCCAGCUGUGUGUCCGUCCCUGUGUGUGCGGUGCGUGUGCGCAUCUCUCGUACACACACCCGGAUACACAGUUCUGCAGCAGCUCGUUCUAACUCCAGGAAUGAGCCUUUGCCCUGGUGGUGGUGAGCUAGACCACAGUGUUUUGGAUUUGGGGUGGGAGGGGGAAGUCAAUUUGUAAACAUGUUUUGGUUAUCUUGUAAGCAAGCUGCUUUUGUAUCUUUCUUCUAAUACCCAUCCUUGGACUUUUUUGUAUUCCAACGAUUUGUGACGCCAAGAAGAGAAGUUCAUAUCUUGUGCUCUCCAUGUGUUGCUCUCUACUUUGGGGAGAUAUUUAAGACUACCCAGCUAGCCUUCCCCUCACAGGACCCAAAACCCAGCUUUAAAGGCCUCACGGUAAAGCAGCUUCCAUGGAACCUGGGCCGGCCAGGGGCUGCGUCUCAUCGAAGGGUUGAGAUUUCUCAGCUGUGAGCCAUGAUGUCAUCCUGCGUGUCUCUGGGGGAUUCUCUUGUGCCUGCCAAGGACAAAGCGGAGAGAAACGCUUUGCUUCCUUGCCUCUUUCUACCUCCAACUAGCACAGCACCCUAGCCACGACCACCUCUUGCCCUCCCCUCGUCUUUCUUCUUAAACUCUUGGGGCUCUUCAGAGCUCACUGUGCUAGCCCACCAUGCAGGGAGGGCCAGGCCUGGCACUCCCCCCUCUGCCCGGCUAGGUGACUCAGGACAGCCCCUCACGCCGCCUGGGCUCUCGGCCAAGUGGCCUUGGAUGGAUGAAGUCACUGAGCUGGUGAGCUCACCCGGGGCCCCUGGAGGAAGCCCUCCAGCCUUCCCACGCAGGGCGGGGUCCUGGCCUGUGGCUGCAGCUGUGCUGGCGCUCCCUCCCUCGUGGAAUGUGUGACAGGUCCAAGUGUUCCAGGGCCAUGUCUUGGGCAGGGGGCUUAGAGACGCUAAUUUGGUUCUGGGUUAUGCCUCAAACUAGACGAGUACCUUUGAAUAGCAGUCUCACAAGGCCCGGAUGUGAGGGAACGACCCAGGCAGCAAGCCCAGUGUCCCCGAAAUCAAGGCAUCUCCCAUCUGUCAGGACAGGGGAGCCAGAGGGGAGUGAGGGAACUGAAGCUUCAAGACAGGAGUCUGGGCAAGCCAGACCCCGACGCAGCCUGCGAAAGUUCAGUGCUGCACUGCGAACAGUAUCAUGCCACGCCUCGCAGCCCAUCAGGGAUAUUGACUAAUAAGAAAAUAAAGCCUUGUGUGUAACGUCUUCCUCCAUGUGAUUCCUGCCCCACUGCGGUCGGUGGCUGAGACAGUCUGUGGGCUGAAUUCCUGUCUUGAGUAACUCAAGCCAACCCUCCCCUGAAGAUGGUGCUGCUUAAAAGGCCAGUUGGGGGUGUACCUGUGGCAUAGCGGGUAAAGCCGCCACCUGCAGUGCUGGCAUCCCAUAUGGGCACCAGUUCGAGUCCCAGCUGCUCCUCUUCUGAUCUAGUUCCCUGCUAUGGCCUGGGAAAGCAGUAAAAGAUGGCCAAAGUACUUGGCCCCUGCACCCACGUGGGAGAUCUGGAAGAAGCUCCUGGCUCCUGGCUUUGGCCUGACCCAGCCCUGGCUGUUGUGGCCAUUUGGGGAUUGAACCAGCAGAUGGAAGAUCUCUCUCUCUCUCAUCUCUGCUUUUAAAAUAAAUAAAUAAAUCUUAAAAUAAAA
Molecule: messenger RNA, 2291 nt
Organism: Lepus europaeus (European hare)
Lineage: Eukaryota; Metazoa; Chordata; Mammalia; Lagomorpha; Leporidae
Gene: GLIPR2
Product: GLI pathogenesis related 2
Exons: 5
Coding region: 71-535 (154 amino acids)
Cellular component (GO): extracellular region
Source: RefSeq, a predicted model, not a curated record